AUGCAGAGCAUCAAGUGUGUGGUGGUGGGCAACAGGGCAGUGGGCAAGACGUGCCUUCUCAUCUGCUAUACUACCAAUGCCUUCCCUAAGGAGUACAUCCCAACUGUGUUCGACAACUACAGCGCCCAAAGCACUGUGGAUGGGCGCACAGUCAAUCUGAACCUGUGGGACACAGCAGGCCAGGAAGAAUAUGACCGGUUACGCACCUUGUCCUAUCCCCAGACCAACGUCUUUGUCAUCUGCUUCACCAUUGCCAGCCCACCUUCCUUUGAGAAUGUGCAGCACAAGUGGUACCCAGAGGUUUGUCACCACUGCCCUGAUGUGCCCAUCCUGCUUGGGGGCACCAAGAAGGACCUGCCAGCCCAGCCAGAUGCUGUAAGGCGGCUGAAGGAGCAGGGCCAGGCAGCCAUCACGCCCCAGCAGAGUGUAGCCCUGAGCAAGCAAAUCCAUGCCGUUUGCUACCUCAAGUGCUCUGCACUGCAGCAGGAUGGCGUCAAAGAAGUGUUUGCUGAGGCUGUCUGGGCCGUGCUCAAUCCAACACCACUCAAGCGAGGCCGCUCCUGUUUCCUCUUGUGA
Molecule: messenger RNA, 576 nt
Organism: Trichosurus vulpecula (common brushtail)
Lineage: Eukaryota; Metazoa; Chordata; Mammalia; Diprotodontia; Phalangeridae
Product: rho-related GTP-binding protein RhoG-like
Exons: 1
Coding region: 1-576 (191 amino acids)
Biological process (GO): cortical cytoskeleton organization; regulation of actin cytoskeleton organization; regulation of cell shape
Cellular component (GO): cell projection; cytoskeleton; cytoplasmic vesicle
Molecular function (GO): protein kinase binding; GTPase activity; GTP binding
Source: RefSeq, a predicted model, not a curated record